UUCCAUUUCCGCAGUCUGUUCUGUUCUGUUCUGGUCUGCUUGGUAUUCCAAUGGAAGGCGACGAAGAGGAACUGCUCCUAUGGAAGUCGGAUUCAUCACCUCAAUCCAUGGUCUCAGUCACCGUCGGCAGAGUUAUGGCCACCUUACUCGCGGCUCGCCCAAAGAAGCUCCACGACGCCGUUUUCGGUCUCUCACCCAACCACCGCCAUGGAGCUUCACUAGAUUCUCUGGACCAAUCUCUCUGGUUUCUGCAUAAGUAUGUCAGGGACGCUGUUCAAAACCAUGCUUCUUUAGAUGAAAUCCUCGUUGCAAUGAUUGAACAUACGUUGAGAUUCAAGGAUAAGAACUGGAAGCGAGGGGGCCAAGUUAUGGUGCUUCUUAACUGGCUGUUCCUUGACGAGCUUACUUUUCAAUCGCUUAUAAAAAAUCUUGCUGAUAUUAUUGUGAGAAAGGAUGAUCGCUAUGUCGCCCUUGGCUGGUGUAUCCUUGUUCGCAGUCUUGUAGAGUUCGAGUCUGUCCCUAGUGAACUUUCAUUGAAUGGGUUAAGGGAGAGAUUCAAGGAUAUGUUGAAGGUAUUCUCUUCGUGCAUUCCACGUCUGACACAUAUUUUAAGUAAAGGAAGUAUUCUACAGGAAGGGUUUGAGUUACCUUCUCGCCUUUCGGUUUGUGCUGCCGAUUGUGUAGUAUCCCUUACGAAUGCACUGACAAGAAAGCCUGAGGCUCAAACUAGGCAGAAAAGAUUAAAUGCAAGUUCAUCAUAUCAGCAAGUUACUUUCUUUUCAAAUGCUGUUGAUGACCAGCGAGAGAAACCAAUUAGUAGUUCUUCAAAAGACUCAAACUUGGACAUGGAAUAUUUACUCUGGGAUCAAUUGAAGGAUCUCGUGAUUUUAGUACAGAGGCUUCUUGCAUGGAGCAUGAAAAGUCGGGCAUUGCAUGCAAAAGGUUUAGAGCAAGUGCUUAAAUGGUUGCAAGAGAUAAAUGUGCAUUAUGGUAGCUUCCGAAAUGAGGCAGGGAAGGAAAAAGCAAAGAUUUCCCAAACUGGAGCAUUGCUACUUUCUUCUUGUUGGAGGCACUACAGCAUUUUAUUAUUUUUGGAUGAUUGCCGAUUUUCUCAGCAUUACGAAGAAUGGUUGAACCAGUACUUGUCAGGCAUUCAGUAUUAUUCAGGGCACAACACUGGGGAAAGUAUCGAAAAUAAGGAUGGUAGAGAGACCAUUAUUUUUUUCCUGAAUUGUUUAUGCCUUCUAUUGGGACGGCUUGACAGCAAAAAAUUUGAAAGCACAGUAUCAGAAUAUGGAUCUCAGAUUUCUCAGGUUCUGCUAUUGCAGUUCCAUAGUACAGAUGAAGAUGUUAUUACCGAGGUUGUUAGCAUAUUUAAGGCGGUUUUUCUCAAUCCAAAACUUUCUUCUAGAGACAGCAUCACUGACAUUAGGCAACUGGAUGUUGUGAUGCCAUCAUUACUUAACCUUCUAGAUGAGCGAGAUGUCACAGCUAGAGCUGUCAUCAUUCUCAUUGCUGAAUCUUGUUUAAUGAGCAGAGAUAAUGAUCAGUUCCUUUUGGAAGUCUUCAAGCGAUUUGAUUCUGAUAGUAUCAUUCAGAGAAGGAAUGCUAUUGAUGUGAUAUCUGAAAUUGUUCAGAUGUCAUCAAAUAAAAGAAAUUUACUUGCUCAGUCAGCAUGGCAAGAUAUAGCUAAGCAAUUAAUCAAGUGUCUGGAAGAUGAAGAAAUUCUGAUUCGUAAACAGGCUGCUGAUUUGCUUCCUUGCAUUGACCCUUCUUUAGUUUUACCUUCCUUAGUACGUCUUGUCUACUCGUCAAAUGAUAAAGUUCUAGCUUCAGCCGAGGAGGCUCUCGUUGGGGUGCUCAAGUGUCAUAAUCAGAACAUUGGAGCGAUUUUUGUGCUACUUGACUGUGUUAGUGAUUUUGGCCUAAACGCAGCUCUUUCAAAUACUGGGGGUAAAGGUCAAGGAUCAAGGUUGCAAAGUGAUCGAGUGCUCAGCUUAAUUCCUAAAUGGUCUCACAGUGUUCAAGAUUGGAAGUUCUUGAUAGGAUCGUUGAUUGAUAAGAUGUUUGCAGAACCAUCUAAUGCAGUUCUCGUUAGAGUCCUGAGUAUUAUAAACGAGCACUUGGUGAAAGCUACUGAUGUGAUCCUAAAGCGUAUUUUAUCGUAUGUGAAAGGACAGAAAGAGAUUGAUGAAAGCUUCUACACUAAACGGGGGAGCCAAAAUGUAGAUAUCUCUCCAAGUGUGCAGCAAUCUCUAUUUGAGCGUCUUUGUCCACUACUUGUUAUCAGGAUGCUUCCCCUUGAAGUUUUUAAUGACCUGAGUAUGUCUGUCAUGUAUGGGCAGCUUCCUAACCGAGCAAUUAUUAAUGGUGCAUGGGGAUUUGUGUUGUAUUCUUUUGAAGAUGUACGUUUGUUAUCUCAAUCUGGAACUCUUUCUUGGAGACGUUUGGUGUUUGCUUGUCUUGUCAUAGCGACCGUUGUCUUAUCGCUGUGCCUGAUGUUUUCUACCCGAUUUUACAGGGCCUUUUCCAAGUUUGAAUUUGAUGAUGUACGGAAGCUGGCUGCUGAGUUGUGUGGGCGCAUUCAUCCCCAGGUGCUUUAUCCUUAUGUUAGCUUGGUACUAGAAGAUGCAGUGGGUUCUCACAAUAUACCAGGAAUAAAAGCCUGCCUUUUUUCGAUGUGCACGUCCCUUGCGGUAAGAGGCGAGCAUAUGUCUUCACAUUUCGACAUAUUUGAAAUUGUGAAAACCUUGGAAGUAGUUCUAUCAUGGCCGUCUCAGGAUGGGGAUGAAGUUUCCAAAUCACAACAUGGGUGCAUUGAUUGCAUGGCUUUGAUGAUAUGUGCUGAACUACAAGCUCCGAACACUUGCAGCACCUCCAAUUUGGAAAAAAUUGACCUUGAUAAGAAGAAAGGGCAUGCCUCCGUAAAAGGUUCGAUUCUGGGUUAUGUGAUCCAUCAAUUAAUAGAUGGUAGAAAGGAACUAGUUUCAACCUAUGAUUUGGACCAGAAGUACAACACAGCCGACAAUUCUACUCCUGUAUCCUUUCGCCUCUGCAUGGCAAAUGUGCUCAUCAGUGCCUGCCAAAAGCUUUCAGAUUUGAGGAAGAAACGAUUUGCUAGAAAAGUUCUUCCACGUCUCGUUUCUUUUGCCAAGGUAACAAGUACACAGGUAGAUAUUAGAGCUGCAUGUAUUGGAGUCAUCUUUUCAGCCGUAUAUCAUCUGAAGUCAGCUAUUCUACCUUAUGCUAAUGAUAUUUUCAGAGUCUCAGUAAACGCUCUGAAAAGUGGGCAAGAAAAGGAAAGGAUAGCUGGUGCUAAGCUGAUGGUAUCCCUCAUGUCAAGUGAAGAUCCAAUUUUGGACUGUAUUUCUGGAGAACUACUAGAAGCAAGAGAUGUGCUGUCGAGUGUAUCUUCUUUAGAUCCUUCAAUUGAGGUCCAACAAAUUUGCCAGAAAAUGCUCCAAUGUUUGCUUUCUCCUUGAGUUCGUAUGCGUUGUUCAUCUUUCCCAUGUGGCGAUAAGAAUAUGUUUAAAUGGGAUUAUUGUAAAUUCUUAUGAAAUUAGCAUUAUUUUGUUUGAUGUUUUUAAUAUAUAUAAAAGAAUUGAUUUUGGUGUGAAAA
Molecule: messenger RNA, 3619 nt
Organism: Cucurbita maxima (winter squash)
Lineage: Eukaryota; Viridiplantae; Streptophyta; Magnoliopsida; Cucurbitales; Cucurbitaceae
Exons: 24
Coding region: 51-3482 (1143 amino acids)
Source: RefSeq, a predicted model, not a curated record